AUGGACUAUAUUCAAGUGUCAUUAAUCACUCUAUUGUUAGGGUUGGUAGUCACUUUAUUGAUCUUCUGCAUACAAAAUUUAGAAACCAAAAAGGGUGGUAGAUCACAAUAUUCGAAACCAACAUUUUUGAUAAUAGGACCCAAUAAUAGUGGUAAAACAGCAUUAUUUUUCAAAUUUAUCAGUAACCCUGAUGAUAAAUACGAAUUCACACCUACGGUUUCGUCUAUAGAGCCUAAUGUCAAAGAUAAAAUUUUGCCUUUCUCAAAUCCUAAGUUAGGAUCGAAGUAUCAAAUCAUUGAUUACCCAGGCCACAUCAAGUACUCGAAGCUUUUAACCAAAUUGAUGAAUGAGGAUAUUACUUUGAAGAACAUUAGAGGUAUAAUAUACGUGAUUGACUCAUCAUCGAAUGCUAUCAAUGGAGAAGCUGUUAAAUUAAUAUCUAAACAAUUAUUUACCUUACUCAGUUCCACCGAAAAAUUACCAACAGGAAUUGACUUCUUAUUUGCCGUGAAUAAACAAGACUUGUUUGAUUCCAAGCCAAUACAUAAGGUCAAAGAAAUCCUUGAAUUGGAAAUGACAAAGCUAAUCAAAAAUGAAUUGCUGACCAAGAAGUUCCAAGAAAACAACGAAAAUGAGCUUGAAAGUGAAGAGAACGACAAUGCUAUUAGGGAAUUCUGGUCAUCUACAAUGGGUUUACAGCAAUCGUUCAAAUUCGAACUCUUAGAAGGAAGCAUGGAUUUCGUCGGUGGUUCAGUUUUGAAGAACAAGUCCGAUGGUUGGGAAAACUGGAUUGACGAGAAAGUCGUCAAUUGA
Molecule: messenger RNA, 813 nt
Organism: Debaryomyces hansenii CBS767
Lineage: Eukaryota; Fungi; Ascomycota; Pichiomycetes; Serinales; Debaryomycetaceae
Product: Signal recognition particle receptor subunit beta
Exons: 1
Coding region: 1-813 (270 amino acids)
Source: RefSeq, a predicted model, not a curated record